This is a messenger RNA of Protopolystoma xenopodis, 396 nucleotides long. The record is from the annotation of a GenBank genome assembly. NCBI's taxonomy places the organism in Eukaryota, Metazoa, Platyhelminthes, Monogenea, Polystomatidea, Polystomatidae.
AUCUUACCAAAAAGCGGACAUCUUUUUUUCCCACUUUUGACCGGAUUCCCUCAACUCCGCAGAACCGUCGCGACCGCUGGCCUUCGCCUACUCCAACAUAAACGCAACAUCGGCUCUGGUUUCCUGGUUGGCUCCGCUUGCGCCGAAGGGCACGUUGUCCGAAUACAUCCUCAACUUCUCGGUGACGUUGAACUCAGCCGGGCUCCCGGAUCCCAUAUCUUCCACGACUUCGCUCGUAUUCAAUGCCUCGACGACCAGCCAGUUAAUAAGCCCUCUGACUCCAGCUACAACCUACCAUCUUUACCUGUUCGGCGUCACCAAGCCCAACUCGGAAGAUCUGGGAGGCGGCGUCGGAGACUCGAACGAAUUGUUCUUCACUACUUACCCCUUCAGUGA